GGCGCUUAUCCUCAGCUCCAGUGGGUGGGGCGGUGAGUUGGGACCCCAGCGUCAAGAGCAUGCCCCGGUGAGCGCGCUGGGGGCGCCUGCCGGUUUGGGGGUGUCUCCUCCCGGGGCGCCAUGGCGGCGCUGGCCAGUAGCCUGAUCCGGCAGAAGCGGGAGGUCCGCGAGCCCGGGGGCAGCCGGCCGGUGUCGGCGCAGCGGCGCGUGUGUCCCCGCGGCACCAAGUCCCUUUGCCAGAAGCAGCUCGUCAUCCUUCUGUCCAAGGUGCGACUGUGCGGGGGGCGGCCCGCGCGGCCGGACCGCGGCCCUGAGCCUCAGCUCAAAGGCAUCGUCACCAAAUUGUUCUGCCGCCAGGGUUUCUACCUCCAGGCGAAUCCUGACGGGACCAUCCAGGGCACCCCAGAGGACACCAGCUCUUUCACCCACUUCAACCUGAUCCCCGUGGGGCUCCGUGUGGUCACCAUCCAGAGUGCCAAGCUGGGUCACUACAUGGCCAUGAACGCCGAGGGGCUGCUCUACAGCUCGCCGCAUUUCACAGCUGAGUGUCGCUUUAAGGAGUGCGUCUUCGAGAAUUACUACGUCCUGUACGCCUCUGCUCUCUAUCGCCAGCGCCGCUCUGGCCGGGCCUGGUACCUGGGCCUGGACAAGGAGGGCCGAGUCAUGAAGGGAAAUCGAGUCAAGAAGACCAAGGCAGCGGCCCACUUUGUGCCCAAGCUCCUGGAAGUGGCCAUGUACCGGGAGCCAUCUCUCCACAGUGUCCCUGAGACCUCCCCUUCCAGUCCCCCUGCCCCCUGAAAUGUAGUCCGUGGACUGGAGGCUCCUGGCCCUUGCACGGAGCCAGCCACAGCCACAGCCUGUCUCCCAGCCCUGCUCCCGGCCCCGCCCCCACCCGUGCCGCCACACUCAUGCCCUGAGCAGCCAGGUCCCACCAGGUGCUCGAUCCUGAGGGAGCCAAGGGGCUGGUUGUGACUCCCCAGGCUUCCCUGCUCCUCGGGCCUGGAAGUUCAGAGAGGGGGAGGCUGACAGUGGUCCUGGCUGAUCCCUUCUUUCCUUCCACACUCACAGCCGCGCAAAGCCUUUUCCCAAGAAGGCGCCCGGGUUCCCAAAAUGACAGAACCAGGACAUAAAUAUUCCCCACCCCGGGGCUCAGCCAGUUCCUGGAGCCCUAUGCCCUUUUCAUUGCCACUGAACCAUAGAUGUAUAGGUCUACUGGAGCUCAGGAUCAGUUUCCUUUUUUCCCUCCUCCACCUUCUGCCUUGUUCUGGACAGGUUCUGGAACACCAGGCACCCUAGCCAGGGCCCUUUUUGCACUCAGGCUCUGGGCUGGAUCCAUCAGGCUUCUGUCCUUGACCCAGAUGGACCCCCUGGUUUCCAGGUAGAGAGGGGCUGGGUAUGAGCCCUGUCCAGCUGCUGGCCUUGGCCUGAACUAGGACCGGUCCCAGAACACCACAGUUUUAACUUUCUUAUCCCAAAGACACCCACUGCUAGAGCAUGGUGUUCUAGACACAUAUGGAGCCAUACUUCCUCCUGAAUCUCGGCUCUAGGACGUAGACCAGGACUCAGCCCUUUCCUCCAGGAUGGAAACGAGGCCUGAAUAGCCAUAGUAAUGCUCAUACAGAGGAAGCUCUAGACCCAUCCUCCUACCUUCUCUAGUAAUGCGUUUCUUGGUGAAUCAAGAAACACUUCUUGUUUUUCCUAGGUUUUCUAAAAAUCUGAUUCUUCCUAUAGAAUGCUAACCUUAUUUAUACAUGCAGUUUCUAGCUCCUGCAACUCAGCUGGGGUCCCGCCGGGGAAACAGAGUCUGAGGAAGGGCAGAGGAGUUUGGGCAGGAAUCCUUGGCUCAUAGUAGGGAGGUUGGGAUGAGCAGGGGGCCACAACCAUGGCUUGUUUCGGCUGUGCUUGGGUUUGGGGGGGGGGGGAACAUGAACACUUAGCUACCUCAGCAGGAAUUCCUCCCAGGUCCCCUUUAAAGCUGAGGUCUUUAGGGUAAUGAGUCUAGAAUAAAAAGGAUAAGAGGAGGGACACAACCUUGAUCCCCCAGUGCAGAGACCCCAGUUCAGCAAUAAGUUCCACCCCACUCCCCUACCAAUCAGGCCAAGGAGGGCGAGGGCCUCUCGGGGCUCUAGACCUCAUAUACCCCCAGAGCUUCUAACUGACUAGAACUUGCUUAACUUACAGCUUAUAACCUCAGCUAAGUUUUAGGUACCCAAAAAGGACCUGACUAGAUUUUCCCAAAAAAGCGUGGAGAGCUUGGGGCAGGCCUGGAAAAGACCAGGAAGCCACCAGUGACUAGGAGGGACACUCUGAGUAGCCUCAGACCUGGGCAGGGUAGAGGAGAGGGCCCUAAAGGGAGGGGCUGGGGCUCAGAGGCUGGUCACUUUUCCUCAGGCUCUAUUUCUGGCUUGUUGCAAGAGGGGUGCAUAUUCCCCUCACCCACACAGACCCCGCUCAGGCUCCACCCGUCUCCUGGCUCUGCUCCCAGGGGACAGGGUCUCCACUCCAUGCUUUCUCAAUUAAAGACGAUUUGUACAACGAU
Molecule: messenger RNA, 2539 nt
Organism: Herpailurus yagouaroundi (jaguarundi)
Lineage: Eukaryota; Metazoa; Chordata; Mammalia; Carnivora; Felidae
Gene: FGF11
Product: fibroblast growth factor 11
Exons: 5
Coding region: 121-798 (225 amino acids)
Molecular function (GO): growth factor activity
Source: RefSeq, a predicted model, not a curated record